[Torrubiella] hemipterigena is the source of this 5804-nucleotide messenger RNA. NCBI's taxonomy places the organism in Eukaryota, Fungi, Ascomycota, Sordariomycetes, Hypocreales, Clavicipitaceae. The record is from the annotation of a GenBank genome assembly.
CCUGCAAUUUUUUUUCUCUCUCCUUCUUUCUACGUGUUAGCGGUAGUAGUGGCUGUCCCUCUCUCCCUUGCUUGGUUCUUGGCUGCUGCUUGCACUGCUGCACUGUCCUCCCCGUGCUAUACACCCACCGCACCGCCCACUGUACCGUACCCAGCCCCAACCAAACACCUGCUGACAGCCCUCCCCUCCUGGCUUUCCACCAAAAGUCCUGCAGUGGGCUCCUCUCUUUUAGCCUUCUCACGCGCUCUUUCUUGCCUCUUCCUCGUCCGGCCCACCCUCUCCUCCAAUAUUUUUUACUUCCUCUCCAUCUACAAACUUCCCCGUCCUCCGUCUUCUUUUAUUUUCUCGCUGGUGUUUUUGGUUCUUCUUCUUUUUUUAUUUACCGUUUGCUGUUCUGGCUGUCGCAGACACACCCGCGGCAAAGCAUCCCCAAGUUUCACCACCAAACACACCCUGUGGCGACAGUCAAACGCGCCUCGACAUUUUGUCCGCCUUACAGUCCUCCAACGCCCCCGUAGGCGUUGUCUGCAACAUAUAAACUCCUCGAGUUAACAUACAACCUUAACUGUCUCGAUUUCGCGACUCGUCUUGCCCGAUCCGCCUACUCUGACUACCCUUUCUGUAACGAAUCGUUGUCGCAUCCUCCCACCGUCUUCUUUUACCGACGCCCCUCCAUUCAAGUGCUUGAUAUAACGAGUCUAUAAGCUUCGCGAAAUCCGUUUCUUGACUUUCGUAUCAAUCGUCAAUCUUAUCGACAACCUUCUUUACCAGACGUUUUGUAUAAUCGAACAUCGCACAGUGUCAGCCUACCGACUAUUGCGACAAUGCCUGCCGCAUCAGGCACCGACUCGAAGCCGAACUCGGCUCCGGCUUCAAAACCGUCGUCCAUCAAAUCGCAUAACAGCGUCAAACGGUCUCCUGCUCUUCGACCUCAGGAUGCUCUGCCAGAAGUCCCUUCUAAUGGCGAAUCUCCUGUCCGACCCGCUGAGAAGGCCUCUGUCAAGGACCGUCUCAAGGGUAUGUUCUCAAGUAAAGAGCCCAGCCGAACUGGAACUCCCAACGGCGAAUCUGGCACCCGCUCGCGCGGCGCGUCGAUAAACGGGCUCGCGGCUCCGGCAACUCGCAAGAGCCCGUCUUCUGAGAAGGACAGAUCCUCUGGCGACAAGUCCAGCGAGAAGCCUGCAGAGAAGCCUGCAGAGAAACCAGCUGCCCCCAAGGCUGCUGGCGGCAAGGAGCCCUCUACUCGCUUUACCGCUAACCCAGACGUUCCUGGCGGCCACGAACACGUUCUCAAGUCGAGCCGAAGACAGGAAAAGCUGUCCGAUAUGUGGAGAAGCUUAAUCGGCAAAAAGCAAGAACCCACUCCAGAAAGCGAUCUCUCCCUCGUCUCAAAUUGGGUUGACUCGUUGCGUCAAGAAAAGGAAGACGCUGCCGAGAAGAAGGGCAAUGUCAACGUCUCUUCCACCCUUGUUGAAAAAUAUGGCAAAUGCCAGGAGAUUGUCGGCCGUGGAGCCUUUGGCAUUGUGCGCAUCUCGCACAAGAAGCUUGGAGCCGGCGAGAAACUCUUUGCCGUCAAGGAAUUCCGUCGUCGCCCCGAGGAAACCGAAAAGAAGUACAGCAAGCGCCUCACUGCCGAAUUCUGCAUCUCCUCUUCCCUUCGACACCCCAACGUCAUCCACACCCUCGACUUGCUCAAGGACGCCAAGGGUGACUACUGCGAGGUCAUGGAGUUUUGUGCCGGCGGCGAUUUGUACACCUUGAUCCUCUCCAGUGGCAAGCUCGAAGUCCAGGAAGCCGAUUGCUUCUUCAAGCAAAUGAUGCGCGGUGUCGAGUACCUCCACGAAAUGGGUGUUGCUCAUCGCGAUCUCAAGCCCGAGAACCUUUUGCUCACCACUCGCGGUGGCCUCAAAAUUACCGAUUUUGGCAACGGCGAAUGCUUCCGCAUGGCCUGGGAGACCGAUGCCCACAUGGUCUCCGGCCUCUGUGGUUCUGCACCCUACAUCUCCCCCGAGGAAUAUACUGACAAGGAAUUCGACGCCAGAGCCGUUGACGUGUGGGCGUGUGGUGUCAUUUACAUGGCCAUGCGCACCGGCAGACAUCUCUGGCGCGUUGCCAAGAAGGACGAAGACGAGUUUUACGGCCGAUACCUCGAGGGCCGCCGCGACGAAGACGGCUACGGCCCUAUUGAGUCUCUGCACCGAGCUCGAUGCCGUAACGUCAUCUACUCCGUCCUUGAUCCUCAUCCUACGCGCCGCCUCACAGCCGCGCAGGUGCUCAAGUCCGAAUGGGUCCGCGAAGUAAAACUUUGCAAGGCCGGCGAGGAGGGUCUCUAACACACUGUCCGUCAUGCUCUAUUGGCAUGGCGGACUGCUCCGAUGGCGGUAGCCACGGCAUUGCGCGCAAGCCUGCUUCUUUGGCAAGCCGCUGCGUGCGCCGUGGCUGCCCACCUAUCAGCAGGUUCUACCUUGUACAACCAGUUUUUCACGUGUGUUUAAACAAAAUACCCAUCCCUCCCCGCGUCUGCUACCCCCUUCAAACCUGCUACGGGAAGAGGACCAGACCGCACGGGGGGGCGUUCUUCUUUUCUGAAAACGCCUGUUUCUCUAUAUAUACAUAGAUACCCCCUCGACUGCAUUCAGCUCCCGGCCAGCGCAACAUUCGCAUACACCAGAAACCAGUGUGCGACGUGCAUACCCACUCUUACGACAUUGAAACGACAAUUCUAUAUACGGUGCGGUCGUAGUACCGCCUUCUUCUUCUUUCUUCUCUGAAGAUGCUCCAACAACCCCGUCAAUUUGGUCAAAUCGUUGUUCCUCGAAGCUCAGAUUAAGUACAUUUGCGUUGUCAACACGACGCUUCAGUGCUGCUCUGCUUAUCCAUUGGCGGUGUCCCAUGCAUGCCAUUGGAAAUAGCUUUGGAUUGAUUGAGUCUCUUCGUCUUCAUUUUUCUUCUUCCCUUCUUCAUACAUUUUUCUGUACGAAUGCUUUUUCAGGCAUGUAACGUUCGUUGCUAGAUUAUCUUUUAAAUGACGACUGAAAUGUUUACUUAAAUCUGUUCUCUACAUAUAUGCUUUAACCAGGUUUUGCCAAAGCAGGAUAUCACAAUGUAUAUGAAAUGUGUGUUUAUUCAGCUUAUUAGCUUCAAGCGCAAGAUAUAAAAAAAAGAAGACUCUGUUGGUCGUGCAAAAAUAGAAAUAAAACAACAAGAAGAAAGUAUACUCCGGUAUAUGCCUUCCAGCCAGUAGAAAGCACCCCCGCGCCCAAAAAAAAAAGCCUUGAUCACCAUCAGUGUGCAAUGACUCCUCUUGAAAGCAAGUUAUCCUCAUGUUCAAGUUCCCCUAACCCAAAAAGAAAAAGUCCAACAAAAAAUCAAAUACACGGAACAUCAGCACUUCGCAGUGCCAUAUCCCCUGGAUGUCUUAAUCUUUCCAAUUCUGAAUCCAUCACGUCGCAAAAUCCUGCCCAUCUCCAUGCAAAUCCCGCAAAUCCCUUAAAUAUUUUCGCCAGUUAUGUAACUAGAUGGGAAAAGGUGCAAAACACUUCUCCAUCCCGUGUGCAAUUGAAGUAGAGGUAUGUCCCGUUUCGGUUCGUUCGUGUCCUUGCGAUUCAGAGUUGAAGCGGUGCAUAGUGCAAAAUGUCUGACACGUUUGGUCGUGCAAGGCCGCCAGCCUGCUAGCGUCUGCUGUGGAUAUCAAAUAUGUAAAAAAAAGGUGAAAUCGUAAAAAGGGUUGGGAACCUUCUGUCCAAGGUUUGGGUGCCGUGUUUAUCUACAACACGUUGGUUCCCAGUAUAAAGACGAAACGGGAAGAUUAGACGCUAGCAGUUUGGUAAUUCGGCUAAGCCACUUAUGAGUGGAAGAGGUCCCAUGCUCUGUCACAGAGACGGAGGAAUUCUUCCUUCUUUUGUCGUUGUGUCUCAGGGCUGUCGCGGCCGGCUCCAAAUGGCCCUCUGCGAGUAGCGCUGGGUCCGUGGCCGAGUGGUGGGCUGCUUCCUUCAUACUCAGCACGGGGUCUUCUUCUACCGCUGCCGUUGGGAGCGGGAGCACCACGAGGUGAUGGCGGCGUGGGGGGUUGGUGGCCGCCGUAGUGCACGAGCUUAGGGAGCAAUUCGGGGCGGCCUCUAGCGAUUUCUUGCUGAGCUUCCUCAGCAGACUUGUAUCGAGCUUGCUGGGGUGGUGCGGGGUGGCUAGGAGGCAUGCCGGGGGAAGGCAUAGGUCUACCUCCAGAGUACAUAGCAGGCGCCUCUGCAUGCGCAGGAGUUCCAUGGGAGAAGACAUCGCUGAUGGGAGGAAGACGGUUGGCGGAGUGCUGAGGAGGAGGAUGGAUGUGGCUAUGUCCGCCGCGGUUGGGCGCAAUAUGACGGGUGUUUGGUUCAGCGUAGUGACGACCAGUGAAGCUGCGGCCAAGGGGGGCCGAUUGGAUAACAAGCUCAUUGGCAAACUGUUCGUGAGAUGGCGCCACAAUAGACAGACCGGGUGGUACUCCCUUUCUGCGCGACAUGCCAGGUGUCUUUGCGGCAAAGCCAGGCGUCUCUGGAUGUCUCUCACCCUUGGCAGAUUGUUGCUGAAGGCGUCUCUCAAUGAUAUCUCUCUGUUGGUCUCUGACGGUCAUACUGCGCUCUAGCUGCUGCUUCAUGACGGGGUCUUGGGUGACGAAGCCAGGUGAAAGGCAGGCGAGCCCGACCUCUUGGAUUCCAAGGCCCUCGCGGCCAGGAAGACCAAUAGCCGUUGCGGGACCACCUGGAACAUUGGCUCUUGAAAGAUGAAGCAUAGGAGGGCGGUGACGGUUGUUUGCCAUUCUUGGGGAUCCAGGUUCCUUCUUAAUAACAACACCUGGUUGGCCAUUCUUGGCACUAUUUGACAGGUUAGCUUUGCUUCUCCUUCGGCAUCAUACGGAUAGGAUACAAGCCGGGAACAACUUACGUUCGGGGAGGUGACGGCUUAGCAAUGGUGGUUUUGGGGCUGACGCUUCCAGGGCUAUUAGCAGCCGCAGUGCGAGGAGCAAGAGGCGGGUUGGCUUUGGGCGCCGACGGGGAAGUGGCGCCAUGCGCCGGCGCGGCAUUGGAAGAGUUGGCCAUUUCUGGGAGAGGAUUGCGCUUGUGAGGAGGUGAGGGAGCCACGGCAAUUGCAGCACUCAUUCUGAAAUCAAGCGAUCGGUGGCAGAUAAGGUGGCACAGUGCAAGGACGGCUCACUGCGCAGGUAGAUGUGAGGUGUUGCAAAGUGUGCGUGGCCUAGGAUUGCGAGAAAAUAUGUCUCAAAAUGCAGUUUUUAUGACAAUUUUGUGUUUUUUGCUUUGUGCAGUCCUGGAAAAUGUCGGCGCGUCACAAAUUGUAACGAGAUGUGUGGCGUCGUGGUCGGGAUGAAGCAGAGUCUAAGUAAGGCUCGGUGAUUCCAAAUGCGGUACGUUCAAGUUUUUUUUUGGUGAGAGUGCUUGAAUAUCGAAUCAAAUAAUAAAGUAGAGGUGUCGCUACAAUAAUAUGUAUCCAAACAGAGCAGCUGAAGAGAAAAAGAGCUAGGUUGGAGUGGGAGACGGUGGUUUGAUGCGGAACGCUGUGUGUGAGGAUGUUGGUUCCCGUGUUCGGCGGUGCGUUGGGCGAUAAAAUGCGAUCGUCGCAGCGGUGGGCAGCAGGCGGAUAAGAGGAGAAUAACAAGAAAGAGGAGAAGAGGAUGAAGUUUUUCCGGUGAUGAUGAAGAUGCCGCUGUUCCGGGUGCAGAGCUGAAGAGCACACAGCAAUAGUCGGGUACCAACAGCAAUCGGCGAAGGUGAAGAGGCAAAAAAAGAGAGCGACGGCGGCUGAGACGUGGU